Molecule: messenger RNA, 2073 nt
Organism: Phacochoerus africanus (Common warthog)
Lineage: Eukaryota; Metazoa; Chordata; Mammalia; Artiodactyla; Suidae
Gene: PIGW
Product: phosphatidylinositol glycan anchor biosynthesis class W
Exons: 3
Coding region: 213-1724 (503 amino acids)
Biological process (GO): protein localization to plasma membrane; GPI anchor biosynthetic process
Cellular component (GO): endoplasmic reticulum; membrane
Molecular function (GO): glucosaminyl-phosphatidylinositol O-acyltransferase activity
Source: RefSeq, a predicted model, not a curated record
GGCGGAAGCGGCCGCCUUCCUUGUGGUGCGUGGGUCCUCCAGGCCGGCUCACACAGCUCUUCACUGGGGGCCGCCAAGACCACCAGGAACACUUGAGACAUUGAUAUGUGGCAGAGAGGUUUUAUUUCCAUUUAAAACAACUAACACUCCUCCUCCAUCAUUAGCGUCCAUUCUACCUAUCGACACCUUAACCUGUAAAUAAGGAGGAAAAAAUGUCUCAAAAGCAGAUGAAGGAAGCUUUUGUCAGUAAUCACAAUGGAACGAGCGUGCUGGAAAUCACUGAGGGCUUGUGCUUGCCUGCGUUCUGUAUCCUAUGCAGAGGGCUCCUGAUUGUUCUCUCACCGCACUUACGUUCUUCUUCACACACCUGGAGAACUCGAUUCUUCAUUGACUUUGCCUUCCUAAUAGUUCCCCUGGUGAUCACUUUGACUGUUUUCUCUACAUUUGUCCUCCUUGAGUACCUCAUUGUAAUUAUCUUUGGGGCAGGGCUGUUCUAUGAAAUAUACUGCAGGAGAACUUGCUAUGCUAGAAUGCCUGUCCAGAAAAUCCUUGAAAAAUUCUUGAAAGUCAGUCUAGAAUCAGAAUACAUUCCAGCCAUCUCCUGUUUCCGUGUAAUUAAUAGUGCAUUUACUGCUGUUGCCAUUUUGGCUGUGGACUUCCCACUUUUUCCCAGAAGAUUUGCCAAAACCGAGCUCUACGGGACAGGAGCAAUGGAUUUUGGAGUAGGAGGCUUUAUUUUUGGGACUGCAAUGGUUUGUCCAGAGGUGAGGGGAAUAUAUACAAAAGGGUCCAGACUUUGUUAUCUUAGAAAGUCAUUGUGUUCUAUUUGGCCAUUAGUCCUCCUAGGAAUGGGGCGAUUGGUCAUUAUAAAAUCCAUAGGCUAUCAGGAACAUUUAACCGAGUAUGGAGUUCAUUGGAACUUUUUCUUUACCUUAAUAGUUGUGAAAUUGAUAACGUCACUGCUUUUGAUUAUUUUUCCCCUAAAUAAAUCCUGGAUUGUGGCUCUCAGCAUGACUGUAUUAUACCAGCUAGCUCUUAAUUUUACCCCACUGAAAAGGUUCAUUUUGUAUGGCACUGAUGGCAGUGGCACAAGGGUUGGCUUAUUAAAUGCCAAUCGAGAAGGAAUAAUCUCUACCUUGGGGUACGCGGCGAUACACAUGGCCGGUGUUCAAACAGGGUCAUAUGUGCUUAAGAAAAGACCACAUAUCAAAGACUGGAUAAAAGUAACAUAUUGUGUUCUACUGACAGCUAUUGGCCUCUUCAUAGCUCUUUACAUACUUCAGGUAACUGUAGAAGUAGCAUCUCGAAGAAUGGCCAAUUUAGCCUUUUGUAUUUGGAUAGUUGCUUCUUGCCUGAUCCUUCUUAGUAGUUUAUUACUGGGUGAUAUAAUUUUGAGUUUUGCCAAAUUUCUAAUUAAAGGGGCAGCAGUACCAUGUUCUUGGGAACUUAUCCAGUCACCUGGCAUAAAUAAAAAGCAUUCAGAAUCUCUAGUCUCUGAAGCUGAAAGAAAGGAACCCAUUUGUUGUUUAAUCACAGCAAUGAACAGAAACCAGUUAAUCUUUUUCUUGCUGUCAAAUGUAACAACUGGCCUAAUCAACCUGUCAGUAGAUACAUUACACAGCAAUACCUUGUGGGCGUUAUUUCUGCUCAAUCUCUACAUGUUUAGCAACUGCUUAAUUAUAUAUGUGCUACACUUGCAAAAUAAGACUAUAAAAUUUUGGUGAUCAAUUAGGGGAGGAUAUGUUUUGAGCUGUAUUAUUCAAUGAGAAAGAAUAAACAUAAAAUGUGAAGAAAAUGGGGUUUUGGCAACCCAGUGUUAACUAUAUUUUAUUAUAAAAUUAAGUUUCUUUCCUACUGUAACAGUGGUGAUGCUUAAUGUUUUAAAUGUAUGGCAAGGCUAUAUAAAGCAAACCAACACAGAAGGAACAAAGCCCUUGUGAUUUAUUAGAAUACUUAUAAAUUUCAGUAUUUUAAAGAAAUUGUUGUAUUUACAGUCAUGACAUGAAGACUGGAGGGUGUGAGGAAGAUUUUGACUUUGUCUUAUAUCACCUAUCACCAUUCUGUAUUUUUAUU